This is a messenger RNA of Pelobates cultripes (western spadefoot toad), 858 nucleotides long. The record is from the annotation of a GenBank genome assembly. Lineage: Eukaryota; Metazoa; Chordata; Amphibia; Anura; Pelobatidae.
AUGUUAGAAGGCUUCGCAUUCAGCACUAUAGGCUAUAUUGUAUCUAGAAGAGAAGACACUCUAUUACAACUAGAUAAAGAAAUUAAAGACUGGAAAGAAAAAAUCAGCAAUACCAUGAAUCCUGAGUUAUAUAACCAAAUAUUAAAAGACAUCAAUGAAAAAGUAGAAAAAAUAGAGAGAGAAGUUAUUGAGACAAAAAAGAAAAAAUAUCUCAGAGAUGUAAAUGACUAUAAAGUAGAAGGUAUUAAUCCCUCAAGUAAAUUCAAAACAUACCCUAACCAAAGAGAGAAAGAUACUUAUAGAAAACAGGACAAAAAACACCAUUCUAGAAGGCAAAAUAGUCCACAACACAGACCAGAGCAAGAUAUAAGGCGACACAAAAAUACAAUAGAAUAUCACAAUACACCGUCUAAACAUUAUCCAAGAUAUAAUAAGUAUCACGAUAUCUCAAGAAAGGAAUAUCAGAGAUACGAUAACUUUAAUAAACACCCAAGGGGUAAUACUAAGCCAUACCACCCAUCCCCAGUAAGACGACCUAAAUACAGCAGCUACAGUCAAGCUGUACAGUCAAAUAUUCCUGAAAGAAAUGACCGAAAAUCAGUACCCACAACAUAUGUGUCAAAUAGAACAGAGAGACAACCACACACCUCUAGGGUAGAUAUAGGUAAUAAACCAGACAUAUUUAGAACAGAACAUUCACCUUCUUUUUUAUGGAAGGACCCAAUCUCAGAGAGACUAAAACAAUCCCGACAUAUCAAAAUUUGGGAGUCCCCAGGCAAACGUCAGAGGUCAUCAACUCAAGAAAGAGACAUAGAAAGAGAGGAAAACACACACAGAGAAAAGAGGGGGAGAAAAUAA